Molecule: messenger RNA, 1071 nt
Organism: Prorocentrum cordatum
Lineage: Eukaryota; Dinophyceae; Prorocentrales; Prorocentraceae
Source: the annotation of a GenBank genome assembly
AUGGAGGAGUGGCGUGACCUCGCCGAAGAGUGGCGCCAGGGCUGCUCCUGGCCCUCCGCGGCCUCGGCCUCGCGCUGGUGCGAGCGCCAGCGCGGCAGAUGGCGGCACGAGGUGCGGCCCAGCCUGGACCUCAACGCCUUCUGCGAGCGGACCCACGAGAGGUGGCGGGGCGCCAACCGCAGGUUCGACGACUGGUUCAACGCGGGCUGGUUCAAGCUGGUGGCCGACCUGAGGCAGCACUGGAAGGAGGUGCAGGAGAGGAAGGCUGGCUCUCCGGGCCCCGCCGCCGACACCACGGCCAUGGUGCUGCUAGGCGCCGGCGUCGGCUCGGCGCUGCACGGCCUCACGGGCGCCGGCACGGUGCUGUCCGCGUGGGGCGUGUGCCGGGCAUGCCGGAGGUACGUGGUGCAGAAGGUGGACGACGGAGACGUCGAGGCCCUGUUCCGGUGGGCCCCAGAGAGGAUACGCAGGCGGAGGGGCGAGCUGUUCGGCCGGAUGCGGGCGGAGGUGGACUCCUUCCGGCGGUUGCGCAUGGGCGACCUGAGGUUUAUCCACAAGGAGUGGGCGAACACGGACGAGAAGCGCCGGGCAAUGGACGACCCGACGUUGGACCACACGCCCGAGUCGCUGUUCGAAACUGCCAGCGUCGCCGGCCACCCCCGCGUCCGCGACGCGAUCGGGCCCGGGGUGCGGGUCGAGAGCGAGCCCGACAAGGUUGUUUACCGCAUUCACGAGGGCAUUGCAGAAGUUUACUUAGGCUGGCACGUCCUGGGCAGCAGCGGCAAGGCCGAGGUGCAGGUGAAGGCUACUGGGUCGAUCGUGGACUUCAUCUACGUGUUUCCCCUUGUGACCAACAGGUAUGGCAUAAAGGAUCCUGGCUUCGUGAUUCGACCGAAGGGGACUUGGUCGAUGGACACCAAGGACCUGCCCAGGGACGCCAAGCAGCCCUUCGGAGCCGAGGGUGACAGCGGUCGCUUGAAGAUGAACCGUCAGGGGAUCUUCGAGUACGACUGGGAGGUGCGCGACUUCCGGCACGGCAAGGAGAACCUGCGGAGGGGCUUCUGGUCCUGA